Molecule: messenger RNA, 1197 nt
Organism: Botrytis byssoidea
Lineage: Eukaryota; Fungi; Ascomycota; Leotiomycetes; Helotiales; Sclerotiniaceae
Exons: 3
Coding region: 1-1197 (398 amino acids)
Source: RefSeq, a predicted model, not a curated record
AUGCCCUCUCUGUUUGGUAUUGUCAUUUCUAAGAGUUUAAUGCUCUUAUUUGUUUACACCAUCCUACUUGCUCCACUCCUCAGUCUCACAAGCGCUGAAGUCAAUCAUAAUGCAGCAGCUCUCCCAAUUGAUCAACUUGUUUCUCAAGCUGCUCAGACUGCUCAGACUAAGGUUGACAAUUUCACACAAGCAAUGACUUCACUCGUCCAUCACCAGCACAGCCGCCGCUACAACAAUGACCAUCAUAACCAUGCCUUCAACAUUAGUACACGUGCAGAUCCAGCACUCUAUGCUGCACGAGUUCUGAAGGGCAGACAAUUGUAUUGUACCAUGCAGGACAGUCUUGCUCUGACAACUCAGAAGAAUGGUGGUGUAUCUCAAGAGGCAUUGAUCUACGAUCCGGCAAAUCUCUACACUGAGGGAUUUAGGACUUAUGUCAUGAAAGAAAAUGAUGAGGAAGGACCUGUCUUUGGAGAAGCUUUGGAUGAACCACUAAAUUUCCUUGGAUCAGAUGUUUGGGAAGCAGAUGAGCCCAUGCCUGUCUUGGUUCGCGAAGCACACACUGCAAAAGGAUUCUCUCAGAUCGACACACUUGAUCAUGAGUUAUGGCACGAUAGUUCUCGUCUUGUAGAACCAACAGGAGCAGAAUGGGAAACCUUGAUCAACUGUGAUCCUGGAAUCCUUGUAGCGGACAAGAACGUUAGUCCAGCCUCGCAGGGUUUCAACAAGAAUGCCGACAACUCCCCCCGGAUAUGGAGUUGGUCUGAUACAGUUUUCCUGUACUACAAGAGAGUCUGUGGUGCCGCCGCUGUCAAAAACCUAGAAUGGGUAAUCCGGGCAGGAAUUGUCAACGAAGAUACCAACAUUAUGACUAAGAUGGCCUUGAGAGCAAGUGGACACAACACUAUACCACUUUGGGGAGAUAGGAUAACUUUACAUCCAACUGAUGAUCCCUUCUUUGCUAUUCUUGGAAGCAAGAAUGGUGCUGGUAUCGGCUUUCUACUCAAUCAACACAAGGAUGUAGUAACUGGCCUGGGUGUCAAAAAGGUCAACAGUAUAACCAUUUGGUCCUACGGAGAGUCGAAUCUCGAUAUCAGCAGUACAAACACAGACGAUUUUCCUGAUCACACACUUUGUUUACUCUUUGAGAUUGUUCCUGUUGCUUCACCAAAUCAGAUCCCUCCACCAACCGUCUGA